Molecule: messenger RNA, 1343 nt
Organism: Pelobates fuscus (common spadefoot toad)
Lineage: Eukaryota; Metazoa; Chordata; Amphibia; Anura; Pelobatidae
Gene: MYG1
Product: MYG1 exonuclease
Exons: 7
Coding region: 16-1212 (398 amino acids)
Cellular component (GO): nucleus; cytoplasm
Source: RefSeq, a predicted model, not a curated record
UAUCAGUGUGUUUCCAUGGAGACAGUGGGCUCCGGAAGUGCAGAGUGCGGCUACGUAUUGUCUCCGGCCGCUCUUCCUGCCCGCAAUAUUUGGUUCCACAUGGUGUUUCGGGGCCUGUGUUCCCGCACGCUGCAGUUGCUGUCUCUGUACUGUGUGAGCGCCCGUGCUGCCGCUUCCUCCUCGGCUCUCUUGAUGCCUGAAGACCCAAAGCGCCCACGGAGGGAGGAGCGACUCAUGGCGCCCAAGAUCGGAACUCACAACGGGACUUUCCACUGCGACGAGGCGCUCGCGUGCUACCUGCUGAGGACGCUGGAGCCUUACAGGAAUGCAGAGAUUGUGAGGACCCGGGAUCCUCAGCUUUUGGCCCAGUGUGAUGUUGUAGUGGAUGUGGGUGGCGAGUAUGACCCAGCCCGCCAUCGCUAUGACCACCAUCAGAGAUCAUUCUCAGAAAGCAUGCACAGCUUGUGCCCUGACAAGCCAUGGGUCACUAAAAUGAGCAGUGCUGGCCUUGUCUAUGCACACUUUGGAUCUCAGAUACUUGCUACCCUGUUAAAUACAGAAGAGGAUGACCCCAUUAUCCCUGUAUUGUAUGACAAAAUGUAUGAAAACUUUGUUGAAGAAAUAGAUGCAAUUGAUAAUGGCAUAUCCCAGUGUGAUUGCGAGCAGCGCUACUCCAUAUCGAGCAACCUAAGCGCACGUGUCGGCCAUCUUAACCCACGUUGGAAUGAACCUGACCAAGACACAGAGAGUGGCUUUAGAAGGGCAAUGGAGUUGACUGGUAUAGAAUUUGUUUCCCGGCUGGAUUUUUAUCAUCGAUCCUGGCUGCCAGCUCGUGCUCUUGUGGAGGAAGCAAUCCGGACCAGAUUCCAGGUGGAUAAUAGUGGUGAAGUUAUUGUUCUAGCUCAAGGGGGCUGUCCCUGGAAGGAGCAUCUUUUUACGCUGGAGAAGGAGAUGGGUCUGGAGAAACAGAUCAAGUAUGUCCUGUAUCCUGAUCAGAGUGCCCAGUGGAGAAUACAGUGUGUCCCACUAGGCCCCAACACUUUCCAGAAUCGGCUGUCUCUGCCAGAGGACUGGCGUGGUCUGCGCUCUGAUGACCUCUCAUCUGUCAGUGGGAUUCAAGGGUGUAUCUUCGUCCAUGCCAGUGGUUUCAUCGGUGGAAAUGAGACUCAGGGAGGUGCUCAGGAGAUGGCUCGAAAAGCACUAACAUCCUAGACAUGGAUCACUUCUAGCAAUUGAUUUCUGGAGUUUAACCAAGACUUUUCGCAGCUAUGUGACAAAGCACUUCUACUCUGCCAGAUUGUAUUUAUACCAUGUGACAUCAGUAAAUAUUUUUGUAUUCAAUA